AUGUCCGACGGCUUGGAUCUGGACCAGCUCCAGGCUCAGCUCGAACUCAAGCGUUCGGCGCUCGCCGACAGCAUCCUCGCCAAGCUGCCUGGCUUGAGCGCAUCCGGAUCCGCCGAAUCGACCAAGCAGUCCGCUGCUGCAGCAUCAUCUUCGAGGCCACGCCAGGCGAAUCUCGGCGUGGGAGCCACGCCCAAAACAUCCGACGCGCCCGAUGCGAAUGGCAAGCCAAACAGUGCGGCUGAUCUGCGACUCAAGGGUGCGCUGACGGCCAAGCGCAAACGCUGGCAAGACGAGCCGGCCUCUCGCGGUGGAGAUGGCUCCGAUUCGGACGCGGAGGAUGUCAGCAGAGCCGAUGCCAUCACGGCGAGCAAGAAGGCCAAGCAGCAGAGCGGUGGCAGUGCCACUUUGACUGCCAAACCUGCCAAGAAGGAUCCGUUCGCGAGCACGGGCAUCGAAGCACAGAGGGCGGCGCAGAACCAGCCGCGCAUCGUCGUCGUAGAUGGAGAGGAGGUGGACCUCAGCAAGCUGUCCAAGACGCAGCGCAAGAAGAUCAACAAGCAGCUCAAGGCGCAGCAGCAAUCCAACGACGACAACAGCGCUCCUGCUGCCACGUUCAAAGCGCCAGCAACGUCGGCCAAGCAACAGAAGCACAGCGAGUCGCAAUCGCCUUCGACGCCCAAGCCAGCGGUCAAGCAGAGCCCCGCGAGUCCCGCAGGCGGGGCACUCACCGCACUGCAGGCGCAGAUGCUUUCGAAGCUCUCCGGUUCUCGCUUCCGGACGAUCAACGAGAAGCUGUACACGACGGCGUCGGACGAGGCGGUGCGCAUGAUCGAUGCGUCGCCCGUCAUGUUCGACGAGUACCACCAAGGAUUCCGCGAGCAGGUGCGCUCGUGGCCCAAGAACCCGCUCGAUCGCAUCGUCGACAUGUUCGACCCCGCCUCCGCGGCCAGCGUCACCAAGGGGAGUAAGGCGAAAGCAAAGUCGACGGCGAGCGCGGCCGUGUCGAAAUUCACAAAGCAGAGCAAGGCGCGCUUCACGCCCGGCGCGUUGGUCGUCGACCUGGGUGCCGGCGAGGGCGGCUUGGCCAAGAAGCUGGUGCCCAGGGGUGUGAAGGUGCUGUGCUACGACCUGCUCACCACCAAGGACGGCUGGGUGAGGAAGCAGGAUACGGCUGCCAUUGGCGGGCUGCCCCUGCCGGGGUACUUUGACCAAGACGAUCCGCUGGGGCUGCAAGCAAUCCCGCAAGAUGCCGCACCCGGGGUGGCGGAUGUGGCCGUCUUCUGCCUCAGCCUCAUGGGCACCAACUGGAUCCACAUGUUGCUCGAGGCCAAGCGCGUGCUGCGAGUCGGUGGCGAGCUGAUCGUCGCCGAGGUCUCGAGUCGGUUCGAUGGCUUUGAGGCGUUUGUCGACGUCGUUCAGAUGCUCGGCUUUGGCCUCGAACACAAGGACGCUUCCAAUACGCACUUUGUGCUGUUCGAGUUUACGCGCCUCGGCCACGCCGCACACGCUGCUGCGCUGCGCAACACGGAUGCGCCCGCGCUCGACCCGCACACGGCCACGCUCGACCAGCUCGCAAGCCAUGGCAAGCAGCUGCUCAAGCCGUGCAUCUACAAGCGUCGCUGA
Moesziomyces antarcticus is the source of this 1623-nucleotide messenger RNA. Its product is annotated as ribosomal RNA-processing protein 8. Lineage: Eukaryota; Fungi; Basidiomycota; Ustilaginomycetes; Ustilaginales; Ustilaginaceae. Gene Ontology annotation, biological process: ribosomal large subunit biogenesis; rRNA methylation. Gene Ontology annotation, cellular component: nucleolus. The transcript has 3 exons. The coding region runs from base 1 to 1623 and encodes 540 amino acids. The record is from RefSeq and is a predicted model, not a curated record. Gene Ontology annotation, molecular function: rRNA (adenine) methyltransferase activity.